Molecule: messenger RNA, 2546 nt
Organism: Rhinolophus ferrumequinum (greater horseshoe bat)
Lineage: Eukaryota; Metazoa; Chordata; Mammalia; Chiroptera; Rhinolophidae
Gene: FOXD3
Product: forkhead box D3
Exons: 1
Coding region: 476-1921 (481 amino acids)
Biological process (GO): anatomical structure morphogenesis; cell differentiation; regulation of transcription by RNA polymerase II
Molecular function (GO): RNA polymerase II cis-regulatory region sequence-specific DNA binding; DNA-binding transcription factor activity, RNA polymerase II-specific
Source: RefSeq, a predicted model, not a curated record
AACGGGACUUUCGACUACUGGGGCUUCGGCGUCCCUGACACCCCCCUCCCCUCGUUGCCCCUGUCCGCGCCCUCCUGAGCUGCUCGGCGCCCGGCGUCCCGCGCCCGCCUGCACAGCUCCUGUUCCCCACGCGCGGCCCAGAGGCCAAGGAAGACAGGCGAAGUGAGGGGGCGCGGCGUGGAGAAGCCGCGGGGGCCGGGAGAGGCAGCGAGCACCUAGUACCGAGCGCCAGAGAAAGCAGGAGUUUGCGGAGCGCGGCCGCGGGGGGCGGACCGCAGCGCCCGCCGCACGAUGUCGGGCCGCUGAGUGUGAGCCAAGCCGGGAGGGCCCCGAGCCACCUACUGCCCCUUCCCAUCUCCCAUUACCACAUCUUUCGGGGGCGCCCAAGCCCCUUUUCCCUGAGCUCGGCGGCAGCUCCCACGACCCCCAUCGCCUGCUGCUCCUUCCCUGCAGCCGCCACCAACCCCACGGAGGGAUGACCCUCUCCGGCGGCGGCAGCGCUAGCGACAUGUCCGGCCAGACGGUGCUGACGGCCGAGGACGUGGACAUCGAUGUGGUGGGCGAGGGCGACGACGGGCUGGAGGAGAAGGACAGCGACGCGGGCUGCGAUAGCCCUUCGGGGCCGCCAGAGCUGCGCCUGGACGAGGCGGACGAGGUGACGCCGGCAGCACCCCACCAUGGGCAGCCUCAGCCGCCGCACCAGCAGCCCCUGGCAUUGCCCAAGGAGGCGGCUGGAGCCGGGGCCGGGCCAGGGGGCGAGGCGGGUGCGUCUGAGGCCGACGGCUGCAAGGGCGGCGUUGGCGGCGAGGAGGGCGGCGGGAGCGGCGGCGGGCCUGGGUCGGGCAGCGGUGCGGCGGGCGGCCUGGCCCCGAGCAAGCCCAAGAACAGCCUGGUGAAGCCGCCCUACUCGUACAUCGCGCUCAUCACCAUGGCCAUCCUGCAGAGCCCGCAGAAGAAACUGACCCUGAGCGGCAUCUGCGAGUUCAUCAGCAACCGCUUCCCCUACUACCGGGAGAAGUUCCCCGCCUGGCAGAACAGCAUCCGCCACAACCUCUCGCUCAACGACUGUUUCGUUAAGAUCCCCCGCGAGCCGGGCAACCCGGGAAAGGGCAACUACUGGACCCUGGACCCGCAGUCCGAGGACAUGUUCGACAACGGCAGCUUCCUGCGGCGCCGGAAACGCUUCAAGCGCCACCAGCAGGAGCACCUGCGCGAGCAGACGGCGCUCAUGAUGCAGAGCUUCGGCGCCUACAGCCUGGCGGCGGCUGCGGGCGCCGCGGGGCCCUACGGCCGCCCCUACGGUCUUCACCCCGCGGCCGCAGCGGGCGCCUACUCGCACCCGGCUGCUGCGGCUGCGGCUGCCGCGGCUGCGGCGCUCCAGUACCCGUACGCGCUGCCGCCGGUGGCACCCGUGCUGCCGCCCGCCGUGCCGCUUCUGCCCUCGGGUGACCUGGGCCGCAAAGCGGCCGCCUUCGGCUCUCAGCUUGGCCCCGGCCUGCAGCUGCAGCUCAACAGCCUGGGCGCUGCCGCGGCCGCCGCGGGCACGGCGGGAGCUGCGGGCUCCACGGCGUCGCUCAUCAAGUCUGAGCCGAGCGCGCGGCCGUCGUUCAGCAUCGAGAACAUCAUUGGAGGGGGGCCCCCGGCGCCUGGGGGCUCCGCGGCGGGCGCUGGGAGCGCUGGGGUAACUGGGGGUACCGCGGGUGGCGGGAGCGGCGGCGCGGCGCAGUCUUUCCUGCGGCCGCCGGGUACCGUGCAAUCAGCAGCGCUCAUGGCCGCGCACCAGCCACUGUCGCUGAGCCGGACGACGGCCACCAUCGCGCCCAUUCUGAGCGUGCCGCUCUCUGGACAGUUCCUGCAGCCCGCAGCCUCGGCCGCCGCCGCCGCUGCCGCCGCAGCGCAAGCCAAGUGGCCCGCACAAUAGGGACGCGCAGGUGGCGGGGACGCUGGACCGGGCGGCGGCCCCCGGCGGCGGCUGCACUUCCUGGCUGGGCGCCCCGCCCCGGUCCCGGCCCCCCUGCCCAAUCCCGGACUCUGCCUUUUCUCUAUUUCCUCCCCCCGACCCCUCAACACUGACCUCCGCGGCUUCCACCCUCUUGCGCACACCUAGGUUGGGAGCAAACUCUUACUGCGUGCCCGCCGGGAAUAGCUUUCCGUACAGGUAAAACCGAAAACCUAAUUUUCCAAAAAUGUACCCUGACGGCGCCUGCUCGCAGUACCGUGGGGAUGGGAGGGAAAUUCUUUGUACAUAUUUGUAUAAAAAUUAUUGACUUUCCUUUUGGGGUUUUUAUUUUUUUAAGAAAAAAACAAAUUCAGUAGAUUUAGAGCUCUGAACUUUCAUUUUUUUUGAAGGUUCACUCUCCACAGUUUUAUGUGAGAAAUAAAUGUAUAGAGACGUUGGGAGAUUUUAAAUAUAAAAAAAAAUUUUCAAAAGGCGAGAAGUGUCAUUCUAUUAUAAAAGUCUGUUUAUAUAUGAAUGAAUAUAUAUGGUAUUCUAAAUGUUAUUCCAUCGUGUUGUACACAACUUUGUAAAUAAAUUUUUAAAAUGC